AUGGGGCAGAAACUCAGCUUGCGGCGAAUGGCGAGCCUCAGCGACGACGAUGACGAUCUUGUCUCUAUUGCAAGCGGAACUCGCUCGUUGCCGAACAGAAGAAAGACUUCGAGGGCAAACAAGAAGAGCCCCAUAAGUCUCUUCCCACUUGCGAGUGCGGGAAGAAAGCCAAGAAGGGGGCGCAAGAAUAGUGGUAAUAUUGACGACGACCUCGAUAGCAUUAUUGCCUUCGUAAAGCACAUGCAUCAAACAGCCGACGGAAAACAAAAGCUGGAAAACAUGGUCAUCAACAAUAUCAAGAACCCCGCCGAGUCUGAUUCGACGCAACUCUUCCUAACGGAGAUUUCAGAGACGGUCUCUGUUCCUACCCCUUGCGCUUCCAAAAAUCGAAGGACUCUUCCUCGAUGUCAAACAGCAUGA
Seminavis robusta is the source of this 420-nucleotide messenger RNA. NCBI's taxonomy places the organism in Eukaryota, Bacillariophyta, Bacillariophyceae, Naviculales, Naviculaceae. The record is from the annotation of a GenBank genome assembly.